UUGAUUGAUUGAUUGGUUGAUCAAUCGAAUCAAUCAUUCAUUCAUUUGCUUGCUAUCGAAAUAUUUGAUUGAAUCGAACGUAUUUUCUUUUCGGUCAUUCUGAUCAUCAACCAAUUAAUCAAGAAGAAAAAAAAUGUCCACAAUUGUUUCGAAUUUUGUCAACUAUUAUAAUGAUCUGAUAUAUUUGGUAUAUGAAAAACAUCGACAACGUAAAGAAGAUUAUCAAACAAAAUUACAAAUACGUCAACAAUUCUAUGAUAUUAUUGUCGAUAGUAAAUUAGAUGUUUCAUUCGAUCUAUAUAUGGUUGGUUCAACACAAACACAAUUUUCAUUACGAUCAAGUGAUAUGGAUCUUUGUAUGCUUGUCUAUGAUAAUAAUGGACAAAUUGAUCACAGAUAUCGUCAUGAUAAAGCCACAACAAUUGCAUUAUUGAAAUCAAUUAAAGAUAUUAUAUCGGAAAAAUUAUUGCUCAAAAAUGAAAUCAAUUUACUGAUGAAUGCAAAAGUGCCAAUAUUGAAAAUUGAAACUGAACAAAAUCGUAUUGCUGUCGAUCUAAAUAUUAAUGGUGAUAUAUCGAUACGCAAUACAUUUCUGUUGACAUAUUAUCAAGAAUUAGAUUAUCGUGUUGCGCCAUUAGUUGUGGCAAUAAAAUCGUGGGCACGUAAAAAUCGUAUCGAUUCACCAUUCUAUGGAAUGUUAUCUAGUUAUAGUCUUAGUUUAAUGGCCAUACAUUUUCUACAGAACAUUCAACCACCAAUUUUGCCAUUGAUGCGUGCAGAAUUAUCUGAUCAGAUACGUUUCGAUCGUAUUGUCAACACUGGUCAUCUAUUGGAACAUUUGAAUACAUUUAUAAUGGAAACAAAGAAAAAAUUUCAUAGCCACAAUAAUCAAUGGCCAUUAGGUGAAUUAUUCUAUCGUUUUAUUGAAUAUUAUCAUCACCGUUUUAGUUUUAAUCAUUAUAAUCAUUUUUCUAUACGUGAAUUAUUUUCAAAUCGAUUAUCAUCAAAUAAUUCAUCAUUCAUUAUGGUUGAAGAUCCAUUCCAUUAUCAUAAUACGGCAAGUUCGGUCACAAUAUCAUCAUAUAUAACAAUAAUGGAAGCAUUUCGUCGUACAUAUCAAUUAUUGAAUGCUUUCACAUUAUCUGAUCAAUUUUUUGAUUUAUAAAAAUUGAAAAAGUCGUUUGUGAAUGGCAAAAAAAUUGCAGCCAUACUGUAAUCUGUGUGUUUGCUGCUAAAUUAAUAAUUGAAAAAUAUGGUGUUAUCCAAUUAUAAUUUUAUUAAAUAAAUGAUUAAAAACUUUU
This is a messenger RNA of Dermatophagoides farinae (American house dust mite), 1301 nucleotides long. Its product is annotated as poly(A) RNA polymerase GLD2. Gene Ontology annotation, biological process: RNA 3'-end processing. The record is from RefSeq and is a predicted model, not a curated record. Lineage: Eukaryota; Metazoa; Arthropoda; Arachnida; Sarcoptiformes; Pyroglyphidae. Gene Ontology annotation, molecular function: poly(A) RNA polymerase activity.